CAGAAACAAUACACUUUGUUUCAAUCACAGCUUUAUAGCUUAUUCAUAAAAGCCAUAUUGAUAUGCAGCAUUCCAUCGACACUGGAUAUGAUAUGAGCAACAAUUCUCGGCACUAUGUCACCAAUGGCGAUAGGCCACAUCCUUCGACCCUGAACGAGAGAGUUGAUGUUGAUCCGUCGUGGUGGUCACAUAGAAUCUUCACUUCUGCGAUCAGAUUCCCACCCCCUCGUAUGCAGCUUGUAGUGUUCCGUAACGACCCAAAUUUGAGGUCAAGACAAACCGCACAAUCCCGACAAGCGAAUUAUGGCCUAACCUUAAAUGAGCAAAGGAAAGCUUUUGAGAAGCUUAAGAAAGAGAUUUACAAUCCUAUCCCAAAGAAGCUAAUACGAAGGUUGGGCAAGUUUUACCGACAAAACGCUGCUAGAAACGCAUCCGGAUCAGGAGGUCAAGAGACCGAAAAAGAAGUGGAGGAAGAAGAAGAAGAUGAAAAGUGCGUUAUUUGCUUGGAAGAGUUUGAAGCGAAAGCUGUGGUUAUGGUGACAGCCUGCAAUCAUAUGUUUCAUGAGGACUGCAUCGUGCCGUGGGUGAAAAGCCAUGGCCAAUGUCCCGUUUGCAGGUCUUCCUUUUAUGAAGAGAAACAUGGAGCUUCGUCUACGUUAACAAAUGACUUGAUUUCUUUUGUAACAUCUGGGGGUCAUCUUAAUAUAAUCUCUCCAUAGAACUUUAAUAAUGGAUGGUAAAUUUAAACUUUGCUUGUAACAAGCAUUUGAUGUAUUAAUGGUCAUGAGCAUUUAAACCAAAUCAA
Molecule: messenger RNA, 805 nt
Organism: Cynara cardunculus var. scolymus (artichoke)
Lineage: Eukaryota; Viridiplantae; Streptophyta; Magnoliopsida; Asterales; Asteraceae
Exons: 3
Coding region: 63-719 (218 amino acids)
Source: RefSeq, a predicted model, not a curated record